AUGUCUCCGCAGGACGCUUGGUGGAAGAACGCCACAAUUUACCAGAUUUAUCCAGCCAGCUUCAAGGAUUCAAAUGACGACGGAAUUGGUGACCUACCUGGGAUUCAGAGCAAGCUCGAUUACAUCCAGUCAUUGGGUGUUGACGCGAUCUGGCUGUGUCCCAUGUAUGACAGCCCACAGUAUGACAUGGGAUACGAUAUUGCCAAUUACGAGGAUGUCUAUGCCCCGUACGGCACGGUCGCCGAUGUCGAGGCUUUGAUCACCUCAUGCCAUGAUCGUGGACUGAAAAUUUUGCUAGACUUGGUGAUAAACCAUACGUCGCACCUGCACGCCUGGUUCCAAGAGUCACGUUCCUCCAAGUCGAGCUCGAGACGCGAUUGGUAUAUCUGGCGGCCUGCCAAGUAUGAUGCCGACGGAAAACGCCGUCCUCCCAACAACUGGCGCAGCAUGUUUGGUGGGAGUGCCUGGGAGUGGGACGAGGAGACACAGGAAUACUAUUUGCAUCUCUUUGCGGUCCAGCAGCCAGACCUAAACUGGGAAAACCCGGCAACACGCGCGGCCGUGUACGAGUCAGCUAUGGAAUUCUGGCUAAAGAAGGGAAUCGAUGGCUUCCGAGUCGAUACAGUCAACAUGUACAGCAAAGAUCAAUCAUUCCGUGACGCUCCAGUUAUUGAUUGUCGGCUUGAGUGGCAGCCCGCCGCAUCGCUGUACUGCAAUGGGCCUCGUAUCCAUGAGUUCCUGAAGGAAAUGGGCCAGAUUCUGCUCAAGUACAACGCCAUGACCGUGGGCGAGCUACCACACACGCCACAGGUUGCUGAUGUACUUUCUUACGUCUCCGCGCAGGAGAAGAAGCUCAGCAUGGUCUUCCAGUUCGACAUAGUGGACAUUGGUAUGGGUAGCAUACGAUUUGACACCGUCCCGCGAAACUGGACGCUAUUGGAUCUCCGAAUGUGUGUAGGCCGCACACAGGCUCUCAUGGACGGCACGACCGAUGGUUGGAGCACGACGUUCCUAGAAAAUCACGACCAGGCCAGGUCAAUCUCCCGUUGGGGUAGUGAGGCAAGCCCGCAGCUCUGGGCACGAAGUGCCAAAAUGCUGGCUAUGCUUGUCGCGAGCUUAUCUGGGACUUUGUUUCUCUACCAAGGCCAGGAGAUUGGCAUGGUUAAUGUCCCUGUUGAAUGGGACAUAAGCGAAUACAAAGAUCUCGAUAGCCUUAACUAUUACAAGUUCGUGCAGAAGUUGACGGGCGAUGAUCCCGCUGCACUAGCAGCAGCGAAGCUGGCCCUGGCUCACCUUGCACGCGACCAUGCACGAAUUCCCAUGCAAUGGGACAACACGCCCAAUGCGGGCUUCACUAGCGCUGCCGUCAAGCCUUGGAUGCGUGUGCAUGAUAAUUACCCAGACUUAAACGCGAAGCGUCAGGCCCUCGACCCGACUUCUGUGCUUUCGUUCUGGCGUGAGCUGCUGCAGGUCCGGCGUGCCCACCCGGAGGUAUUUGUGCGCGGAGUCUUUACUGAUAUAGAUCCUUUAAAUGAGUCGGUGUUUAUCUUUGAGAAGGCAGCGAUAAAUCAGAAGCUUAUUGUCGCUCUUAACUUUACGGGCAGCAAGCAGCCAAUUGAUUUGGCGGCGUGGCUUGGUUCGACACCAUACAAAGUACUGAUUAAAAAUCAUGAGGAGGAGUCACUCGAUGCGCUACAGGCAUAUGAAGGGCGUGUCUAUCUCGUGAAUAAAUAA
Penicillium canariense is the source of this 1734-nucleotide messenger RNA. Its product is annotated as glycoside hydrolase family 13 protein. The coding region runs from base 1 to 1734 and encodes 577 amino acids. Lineage: Eukaryota; Fungi; Ascomycota; Eurotiomycetes; Eurotiales; Aspergillaceae. Gene Ontology annotation, biological process: oligosaccharide catabolic process. The transcript has a single exon. Gene Ontology annotation, molecular function: alpha-amylase activity. The record is from RefSeq and is a predicted model, not a curated record.